Molecule: messenger RNA, 1435 nt
Organism: Sarcophilus harrisii (Tasmanian devil)
Lineage: Eukaryota; Metazoa; Chordata; Mammalia; Dasyuromorphia; Dasyuridae
Gene: ARHGAP8
Product: Rho GTPase activating protein 8
Exons: 13
Coding region: 155-1435 (426 amino acids)
Biological process (GO): negative regulation of endocytic recycling; small GTPase-mediated signal transduction
Cellular component (GO): cytoplasm
Molecular function (GO): GTPase activator activity
Source: RefSeq, a predicted model, not a curated record
GCACUCCUCAGGUCAGGUCUCUGGGACUCGCGGGGCUGGCCAGGGGCCACCCUCUGGAGGACCAGAGCUGCCCGAUGAGAGGCGAUCAGAUGACCAGGAAGGACCCCUGUACUCCACUUCCAGCCUCCAAGUUGGAUUGGUUCCUGCUGAAAACAUGUCGGGGACUGACUUGGAAGCAUUAGCAGAGAUUGAAUUACGGAAAGACGAGGAAGCCUCCGUUUUAGGAGCACCAAGGAUGUCGCUUUUGCCUCCCCCAGCCUGUGAAGACUCUGCCCUGGGCAGGGACCAUCCCUACUAUGAUGUGGCCCGGCAUGGGAUCCUCCAGUUAGCAGGGGAUGAUAACUCAGGAAGACGAGUCAUCACCUUCAGCUGCUGCCGAAUGCCCCCCUCUCAUGAGCUCAACCACAGCCGCCUUCUGGGAUACCUGAAGUACACCCUUGACCAGUAUGUCGAGAACGACUACACCAUCGUCUACUUCCACUAUGGGCUGACGAGCCGCAACAAGCCGUCUUUCAGCUGGCUCCAAAGCGCCUACAAAGAAUUUGGCCGGAAGUACAAGAAGAACUUGAAAGCCCUUUAUGUUGUGCAUCCUACCAACUUCAUCAAGAUCCUGUGGGGCAUUUUCAAGCCCCUUAUUAGCCACAAGUUUGGAAAAAAGGUGACAUAUUGCAACUACUUAAGUGAGCUAAGGCAGCAUCUCAAGUAUGACCAACUAACGAUUCCUCCAGAGGUUAUUCGACACGACGAAAAGCUGCAGAACAUGAGGCUAGGCCGCCCGCCGCCCUCAGUGAAGACGCCUCCCCCUCGCCCUCCGCUGCCCACCCAACAGUUUGGUGUCAGCCUGAAAUACAUCAGAGACAAAAAUAAAGGUGAGCUCAUCCCACCAGUCAUGAAGGAGACUGUGACCUACCUGAAAGACAAAGGCCUCCGCUCCGAGGGCCUUUUCCGUCGAUCAGCCAAUGUUCAGACUAUCAAAGAGAUCCAGAGACUAUACAACCAAGGAAAACCGGUGAAUUUUGAUGAUUACAAUGAUAUCCAUGUCCCAGCCAUCAUCCUGAAGACAUUCCUUCGAGAGCUGCCCCAGCCGCUGCUGACCUUCGAAGCCUAUGAACAGAUCCUGGGAAUCAUCAAUGUAGAGAGCAGCCUGCGGGUGACCCGCUGCAAAGAGAUUGUCAGAGACCUUCCAGAGCACAAUUAUGCCGUUCUCAAAUACCUCAUGGGCUUCCUGCAUGUGGUAUCCCGGGAGAGCAUCUUUAAUAAAAUGACGGGCUCCAACCUGGCUUGUGUCUUUGGUCUGAACUUAAUCUGGCCAUCCAAAGGAGCCUCAUCCCUCGACGCCCUGGUGCCUCUUAACCUGUUCACAGAACUGAUGAUUGAUUUCUAUGAGAACAUCUUCAGCUCUCGAGUGGUGCCUUGUGGGACCUCGACUAUUUGA